GAUGCUGCUGCAGUGGACAUUUGGGACUGUAGAGACAGCUGGAGGCAGACGGAAGUUAGCGGCGCAAACCGAGCGAUGGUGCGGAAAUAUCCAACAGCAUUUGACACACAAAGUUCAUGACACAAAACAGGCCACUGCUUUAACAAGCCUCGGCGUUUUCGUGUUAAAUGCCGGCCCGUUUGUUUCCCCGCAACGAGCUAACCGAGCCAGAAGCGACAAGAAGAAGAAGAAGGAGGAGGAGGAGGAGAAAGUAACGCAGGAGUAAUGUCUGCCAAAACAAACGCUCCCAAGAGCAAAGACAGCGGAGAACUCAUCAAAAACCACCACAAGCAGGCGUUUGAGUACAUAUCCAAGGCGCUGAGGAUCGAUGAAGACGACGCAGGUGACAAGGAGGAAGCCGUGCAGUGGUACAAGAAAGGCAUAGCCGAGCUGGAGCGAGGCAUAGCUGUGGAGAUCACAGGGACAGGAGCAGAAGAGCAACAUGCCCGAGCGAGGAGGCUGCGAGAUAAAAUGAAGGCCAACCUCACCAUGGCAAACGACAGGCUCGCUCUGUUGGAGGCCACAUUGGCAUCGAAGAGUAAAAGUCCUCGUGGGUCGAACUCAAAUCUUGCUAAUUCACAGCCAAAGCCCAAAAGCCAGCCUUCAGCGUCCUCCACCAUCAGGCCUUCUACUUCUGUCAGACCCCCAACAAGACCCCUUGAACCAAAGGUGACCCCUCGCAUGGGAAGAGCUCAGAACGGCAAACCUCCAGCUGGGAAACAGCCACCAAAGAGGGACAUGAAAAACUUCAAGAACGUGGACAGUAAACUGGCCAGCUUGAUCCUGAAUGAAAUCGUCGACAGGGGGGCGUCCGUUUCCUUCGAAGACGUCGCUGGACAGGAUCUGGCUAAACAAGCGCUCCAAGAAAUCGUCAUCCUUCCCGCUUUAAGGCCAGAGCUGUUUACCGGACUGAGAGCGCCCGCACGCGGUUUGCUCUUAUUUGGCCCUCCUGGAAACGGGAAGACCAUGCUGGCCAAAGCGGUCGCUGCAGAGUCUAACGCCACCUUCUUCAACAUCAGCGCUGCCAGUCUAACCUCUAAAUAUGUGGGAGAAGGCGAGAAGCUCGUCAGAGCGCUGUUCGCCGUGGCAAGAGAAUUGCAGCCUUCCGUCAUCUUUAUCGAUGAAGUGGACAGCUUGCUCUGUGAGAGGAGGGAGGGGGAACACGAGGCUUCCCGCCGUUUAAAAACCGAGUUCCUCCUGGAGUUUGACGGGGUGCAGUCAGGUGGGGACGAGAGGGUCCUGGUGAUGGGAGCAACUAACAGGCCACAGGAGCUCGACGAGGCCGUCUUAAGACGCUUUGCGAAAAGAGUUUACGUGGCGUUGCCCGAUGAAAAGACACGAUGCACGUUGCUCAAAAAUCUUUUGGGAAAACACGGGAAUCCACUAAGCAAGAACGAGCUCUCCCAGCUGGCAAGAGUCACUGCAGGAUAUUCAGGCAGCGAUCUGACAUCACUGGCCAAAGAUGCAGCACUUGGACCCAUUAGAGAGUUGGGACCUGAACACGUCCGUAAUAUGUCUGCCAGUGAGAUGCGCAACAUCAAGCUGAAAGACUUUGAGGACUCACUGAAGCGCAUCAAGCCCACCGUCAGUCCAGCGACUCUGAAUAUGUACACCAAGUGGAACAAAGAUUUUGGCGAUACGUCAGCGUUUUGAUCCCCAUCGUUUUCACUUGGAAGCAAAAGCGAUCUCCUUUUUGUUUACGGGAAUAACAAACCCUCAGGUGAUCUGUUGAAGCAUUAUGGGAUGGUUUCCUGUUUUAUGGAAGGCCUCUCCUUCUACUGAUCUUACAAGUUUAUUUAACUACACUCCUUAUUUACUAUCAGCAAUAAAAAAAAAAAAAAUCAUUAUUUAUUGUGUUUGAUUUCCUACAAAAUACAAAUUAUCUGUCUUACCCCCGUAAUAAAAUAACAUACCGGUAGUUAUUAGCUACAGUACACUUACGGACAUGUUGAUGGUACUCCUACUGCUGCUUGUUGAGCAAAGCUUACAGAGUGACAGUAAUUGGGAGAAUUGCCCACGGGCUUGUUUUUGCUUGAGAGCGUUUGGCUUUGUACAUAGUUUGUAGAUGCAGGUAAUUCAGUUUCAUUUUCAAGUAGGACCUAAUGAACUGUUUCUGAUUUUAGUUAUGGCACGGAGAUAAAAAAUCUCCACGAGAUGUAAAACCUCUCCAUCUGUGAAUAAAAAAAUUCAAUAAAGCUUCA
Fundulus heteroclitus (mummichog) is the source of this 2240-nucleotide messenger RNA. RefSeq names its product spastin (gene spast). Gene Ontology annotation, molecular function: ATP binding; ATP hydrolysis activity. Gene Ontology annotation, cellular component: microtubule cytoskeleton. The transcript is spliced from 16 exons. Bases 265 to 1692 code for a protein of 475 amino acids. The record is from RefSeq and is a predicted model, not a curated record. Lineage: Eukaryota; Metazoa; Chordata; Actinopteri; Cyprinodontiformes; Fundulidae.